UUUCACUCCCACCUAACCCCCCCUCUCCCUUCAUUUUUCUCUCUUCACCCUCCAAUCCCCAUUUUCUCUACCUUAUAUUAACACAUUUCCCCAAUCUUUCUUUUCCACCACUCUCAUCAAUUUCACUUCUUUUCUUUUUUAUUUCUCCUUCCUUUCAUCACCUUCAUUUUUCUUAACCAAACAAACACCUUCAAACCAUUUCACUUAGAAAAGAAAAAAAAAACCAACAUAAAUCAAAAUGUUGUCAGUAGCUCCUUCCGUUGAUGCCAAACAGACCACAGAAGUGUCUGCUUCUGUCACCAAACUUAACACACAGCAACAAGAGCCUACUGAUUUUAAUCAUAAUCAUAAUCAUGAUCGUGAUGAUAAUACUAAUUCUAUUAUUUCUUCCCAAAAUAACCUUAUUUUCAAAUCUAAAUUACCAGAUAUACCACUCUCUAACCACCUCCCACUUCACACCUACUGCUUCGAAAAACUACCCGAAAUCACCGAUCGUCCUUGUCUCAUCGUUGCUUCCACCGGAAAAAUCUACACCUAUGGUGAAGCUCAUCUCCUCUCUCGUAAAAUCGCUGCCGGUAUGUCAAAACUCGGAAUCCAAAAAGGCGAUGUAAUCAUGAUUCUCCUCCAAAAUUCAGCGGAAUUCGUUCUCUCUUUCAUCGCCGCUUCAAUGAUCGGCGCCGUCGCAACCACCGCUAAUCCGUUUUACACAGCCGCUGAACUCUUCAAACAACUAACCGUUUGCAAGACGAAGCUGAUCAUCACGCAAGCAAUGUACGUUGAUAAACUCAAACAGAACGAAGAGAACGGUGAAUUCGACUUCAAGAUAAUAACCGUCGACGAACCGCCGGUGAAUUGUCUCCAUUUCUCGGUGAUUUCCGAAGGAAAUGAAGAGGAAUUGCUGGAAGUGGAGAUCGAUCCGGAAGACGCGGUGGCUCUUCCGUUUUCUUCCGGAACAACGGGAUUACCUAAAGGAGUUAUUCUAACGCACAAGAGUUUAACAACGAGUGUUGCUCAACAAGUCGACGGAGAGAAUCCGAAUCUGUAUUUAACAACAGAAGAUGUACUUCUAUGCGUUCUUCCGUUGUUUCACAUAUUCUCUCUCAACAGUGUGCUAUUGUGCGCACUGAGAGCAGGGAGUGCGGUUCUGUUAAUGCACAAAUUCGAGAUCGGAACAUUGCUUGAUGUAAUACAGAAACACAGAGUGACGGUGGCGAUGGUCGUUCCUCCGUUAGUUUUGGCGUUAGCGAAGAAUCCAUCGGUGGCGGAGUUUGACCUUAGUUCAAUACGGUUGGUGCUUUCCGGAGCUGCACCGUUAGGGAAGGAACUCGAAGAAGCUCUCCAUAACAGAAUUCCUCAGGCCGUUUUGGGACAGGGGUACGGUAUGACAGAGGCAGGGCCAGUACUGUCCAUGUCUUUGAGCUUUGCAAAGCAGCCACUCCCAACAAAGUCAGGCUCAUGUGGCACUGUUGUAAGAAAUGCAGAGCUCAAAGUUCUAGACCCUGAAACUGGUCACUCUCUUGGUUAUAAUCAACCUGGUGAAAUCUGCAUCAGAGGCCAACAAAUCAUGAAAGGAUAUUUGAACGAUGAGAAUGCAACAAAAACUACUAUUGAUGAGGAGGGUUGGCUUCAUACUGGUGAUGUUGGCUAUAUAGACGACGAUGAUGAGAUUUUCAUUGUUGACAGGGUGAAGGAACUUAUCAAGUUCAAAGGCUUCCAAGUGCCCCCUGCUGAACUUGAAGGACUUCUAGUAAGCCAUCCAUCUAUUGCAGAUGCUGCUGUUGUCCCUCAAAAGGAUGUUGCUGCUGGUGAAGUUCCAGUUGCCUUUGUGGUAAGAUCAAAUGGAUUUGAUCUAACUGAAGAGGCUGUGAAGGAGUUUAUAUCCAAACAGGUGGUGUUUUAUAAAAGACUGCACAAAGUUUAUUUCAUUCAUGCAAUUCCUAAGUCUCCUGCAGGAAAGAUAUUGAGGAAAGACCUGAGAGCAAAACUAGAAAACGCCACCCAAACUAUUUAGAGGCUAGAAGCUUUUUCAUUCUUUUUUGCCAAUAUCUUCCUUAUUUGUUCAUUUGUAAUCCUACUAGCUCUCACGGUAUAAAGCCAAUCCAAGAAGUUGUUGUAUGUACACAUUGUAUUUUUUAUGCUCAUUGCCUAAGCUGAUCUCUGUUGUUAGUUGUACUUGUAAUUUGAUUUGAAAGACAUUGUUAAUUACUAUCAAUCUUUGUAGUUCUUGUUCUUCAAAAAGAAUAAAAAAACUGUGUACUUCCUUCAUUGGAAUUUGGAAACAA
Messenger RNA from Cicer arietinum (chickpea), 2282 nucleotides. Its product is annotated as 4-coumarate--CoA ligase 2. Gene Ontology annotation, molecular function: 4-coumarate-CoA ligase activity. The record is from RefSeq and is a predicted model, not a curated record. NCBI's taxonomy places the organism in Eukaryota, Viridiplantae, Streptophyta, Magnoliopsida, Fabales, Fabaceae.